AUGGCGAUUGUGAUUAAUAACAUGUUGUCCAACACCAUUUUCUCUAAAGAUUUGACUGAUCCAUUUUCCGAUUCUGCUAAGGAAUUUAAAGAAUUGGUGUGGCAGAUCAUGGUUGAAGUUGGUAAACCCAAUUUGGUGGACUAUUUUCCCUUUCUUAAAAAGAUUGAUCCACAAGGUAUAAGACGUCGCUCAACUGAUUAUUUUACUAAAAUUCUUCACCUUAUGAGUGAUUUGAUCGAUGAGCGGCUAAAGGAAAGGGAAAUGGGAAAUCGUGAAAAUAUUGAUGUGUUAGAUGCCCUUCUCGACAUUAGCCCUCAUGAAAUUGACAGAAAUCAAAUCGAGCAACUGUGUUUGGACUUGUUUGCAGCAGGGACCGAUACGAUGUCAAAUACAUUGGAGUGGGCUAUGGCUGAACUACUCAAGAAUCCACAUACUUUCGAGAAAGCACAAGAAGAACUAGCACAAGUAAUUGGCAGAGGCAAACUAAUAGAUGAAGCUGAUGUUGCAAAAUUACCUUACUUGAGGUGCAUCGUAAAAGAAACCUUUCGAAUACACCCACAAGUUCCUUUCCUAAUUCCGCACAAAGUUGAGGAGGAUGUUGAUCUUUAUGGCUAUACUAUUCCAAAAGACUCCCAGGUUCUUGUGAACGUAUGGGCAAUAGGGCGCGACUCUAGUCUAUGGGAAGACCCUUUGGACUUUAAGCCGGAGAGGUUUUGGGAGUCAGAUAUAGAUGUUAGAGGUCGGGAUUUUGAGCUAAUUCCAUUUGGUGCUGGUCGAAGAAUUUGCCCUGGAUUGCCUUUGGCUAUCAGGAUGAUUCAAAUCGCGCUAGGUUCAUUGAUAAAUACCUUUAAUUGGAAGCUAGAUGGUGGAAUUGCACCUAAAGAUUUGGACAUGGAGGAAAAAUUUGGAAUUACCCUGGCAAAAGCUCAACCUCUGCUAGCUAUCCCUAUUCCACUGUAGAUGUUGGUAGAUCAAGAAUUAAUACUACAAUAUCAUAUUAAUAUAUGUAAAAAUAUUCUAGUGUAUAAUAUUUCUAUAAGCGUUGGAUUCAUUUGGAUGUCUGUCGAGCACUGUCAAAAUGCUAUAUAAGUCAUUGUAUUUGUAGAUCUAUAUAUACUUGUGUAUCCUUGAAAUAAGACCAUGUCACCACCAAGGAUUAUGUAUUUCUUUCUUGGUUUUCAGUAAUGACAAUAU
Molecule: messenger RNA, 1194 nt
Organism: Solanum stenotomum
Lineage: Eukaryota; Viridiplantae; Streptophyta; Magnoliopsida; Solanales; Solanaceae
Product: geraniol 8-hydroxylase-like
Exons: 4
Coding region: 1-960 (319 amino acids)
Molecular function (GO): oxidoreductase activity, acting on paired donors, with incorporation or reduction of molecular oxygen; iron ion binding; monooxygenase activity
Source: RefSeq, a predicted model, not a curated record